Neoarius graeffei (lesser salmon catfish) is the source of this 1536-nucleotide messenger RNA. Its product is annotated as tumor necrosis factor receptor superfamily member 11B-like. The transcript is spliced from 4 exons. The record is from RefSeq and is a predicted model, not a curated record. Lineage: Eukaryota; Metazoa; Chordata; Actinopteri; Siluriformes; Ariidae. The coding region runs from base 78 to 965 and encodes 295 amino acids. Gene Ontology annotation, molecular function: protein binding.
GCUCCUCCUUGAGAACUUGGAGGAGGGAAAGAAAGAGAAAGACAAGCAGGCAGGCAGGCACGCACAUACAGGAACUCAUGGCAACUCGCGAGUUUGUCCUCACACUUUUAGUGCUAUACAGCAGCACAGCAUCAUUGGUCCUCGCUCAAAAUGAGACCACAUAUCUGCACGAGCUUCCCUCUGGCCGGACAGUGUUGUGCAACCGCUGUGGUCCAGGUUUCCAUCUGCAGCAGCACUGCACGGAGACGCGCCCUACCAAGUGCCAACCGUGCAAUGAUGGAUUCUACACCAAGUACUGGAACUACAUCUAUGAUUGUCUACCAUGCGACUGGUGUUCUUCAGAUGAGGUCGUGGUACAGAAAUGCACGAGGUCCAGUAACCGUGUGUGUGCGUGCAAGGAGGGCUUUUACCGCGACUCGUACAGCUGCCAGCCACAUACGGUGUGUCCAGUCGGAUACGGAGUCAAAGAAAAAGGGACUCCAUACACAGACACGGUGUGUGAGUAUUGCAGGAAUGGAAGUUAUGCAGUCGGACAACCGGGAAACACCAAAUGUGUUCCGCACACACCGUGCAAAUCAGAAGAGAAGCUUCUGUUCCAUGGAACCAGCCAUUUGGACAACGUGUGUGUUACCUGCAACAGUAUUGCACAAGAUGGUUGGCUAAAUAUCCUCAAGCAGUCCUUAAUAGAAAUUGUCAAGCAUCACAAUACUAAGAAGCUCCAUCGCUUUAUUAGGCAAUUAACUAAUUCAAAGAACACUCGUGCAUUACGGUCUGUCACAGACCAGGACACUUGGAUUCAGCAGCUGCAGCAGUGGCUUAGCAAGGCGACAGAGCAGGAAGUCAGCAGCCUUCCCAGACUACUGCACAAGUUCAAUAUGAAGAGCCUGGCAACCAAAAUCGAGAGCAAAAUUAAUAGGAUUCAAGAUGAAGUCAAUCUGUGCAGAAACACUUUGACUAUCUCUUAACUGAUCCCCUUCUGAAGCCUCUGUUCCUUCACGAGUGCAUUCUGUUUUCUUUGCACAUACACAUAUGUUGAUGAAGGGAGACCCGCAAAUGUCCUGACUGCAGAUUAAUGAGUGUGUAUGAGAGAUUAUAAUUGGUCAAUGUUACACUGAGGAGUGGAGUUAAGUCUUUACUGCCUAGUUUCUUCAAAGAUGUCGUUUUUUUUAAAUUAUUUUUAUUAAUAGAUUAUUAUGUCUGCACAUUUUUUUUAACAAUUCGAGGUGUGUGUCAGGUGCUAAAGAUCUAGGCACCUCGCUGAGUCUUGAUUUUUCAUUAUGUUGUACAGAUGAAACGUAAUUGAGCAGCUGAUAUGCUCUUGUUGCUUUGGAGUGUGUAUGUGUCUGUAAUGUAGUGGGUUUUUUUUUCGAUGAUACAUUUUUUAAAAUAAUAAUUUGUCAAACUAACUGCCUCAUGCAACGUUAUUACCUCUGAAUUUUUUUGUUUUUUAUUUUGCAUUGUUGCUCAAAUGCUUAAAUGGUUUGUAUUUCAAUGAAUAAUUAUGAAAUCUGCAAAGUAUUAAAAUAUACAAAAUUA